Trichoplusia ni (cabbage looper) is the source of this 1944-nucleotide messenger RNA. RefSeq lists its product as uncharacterized. The record is from RefSeq and is a predicted model, not a curated record. Gene Ontology annotation, molecular function: nucleic acid binding. The transcript is spliced from 6 exons. Gene Ontology annotation, biological process: DNA integration. The coding region runs from base 1 to 1944 and encodes 647 amino acids. NCBI's taxonomy places the organism in Eukaryota, Metazoa, Arthropoda, Insecta, Lepidoptera, Noctuidae.
AUGUAUAAAGAUGUAGAUUCAAUAAUGUCAAGUCUUACAUUAGAAAAAUUCGAGUGCGAUGGCGAAGCAGGUUCUGUUGGAGCUAGAUGGGAACGCUGGAAGAGGAGUUUAUAUAUUUACCUGGAAGCUGCAGAUGUUACUACUAGUUCUAAAAAACGCGCAAACAAAUGUCACAAGAAGAAAACGAGAAAAUUUGAGAAGUAUUUGGUCCGUCUGAGGCAACAAGUGCUAAAAUGCCAAUUUACGGAUGUGGAUGACAAUUUAAUUGAUCAGAUAAUUGAGAAGUGUUCAUCGGAAGAACUGAGGAAGAAAGUACUUCGUGCAGGAGAAAAAAUUACUUUAACUGAAGUGAUAACCGAGGCAAAUACCUUAGAAGUAGUGGAACGACAAUUGGGUGAUUUUAGCCAGAAGGGAAAGGACACUGUAAACAAAAUUGAGAUACGAGAGAAGGACAAGCCAUUUAUGAAGAACAAUAAAAAGGAGUGUUUCCGAUGUGGUAGCUGGAAUCACCUAGCGUAUGAUGCGAAGUGUCCAGCUAAAGAUAAGGACAUAAAACCAGUCAUACAGCCUUACCGACGUAUACCAAUUCCCUUAGAAGAGAAAAUCAAUACCAAAAUAGACGAGCUACUACAAAAAUAUAUUAUAGAAAAGGUAGAAGGACCGAAAAAUAACAUAGCCGACCCCUUGUCCAGAUUGUGUACAUUUAAGCAUGACGAAACUCAGCAAAAAGAUUACGUUCAGGAUAUAAUUGACCAUGCUAGACCAAUAGCUGUAUCGAUAAAAGAUAUUGAAGAACAUUCGAGAACCGACAUUGACAUACAAAAAGUAAAACAAGGCAUAUAUAACAGGAAAUGGGAUGAUUCAGUGAAGAGCUACAAACUAUUUGAGAACGAGUAUUGUUUCUUUGGGGACAUAUUGCUAAGAGGCACUAAAAUAGUUAUACCAAAACAAUUACGACGACUUGUUUUGGACGCUGCCCACGAGGGCCAUCCUGGAAUAGUCGCAAUGAAGUUGAGACUUAGAGCGAAAGUGUGGUGGCCCAAGUAUGAUAAGGACGUGGAAAGAUUAGUACGAUCCUGUAAAGGGUGUACGCUAGUAUCGGCACCAAACCCUCCGCACCCACUCAAAAGGAGAGAAUUACCUACCCAAUCCUGGGUUGAUAUCGCUAUAGAUCUUUUAGGUCCAUUACCAAGUGGCGAUCACCUAUUGGUGGUGAUUGAUUACUACUCCAGGUACAAGGAAAUUAAAAGUUGUCGAGACAUAAGCAGCAAGGAAAUGAUCCGUUUACUAAAAGAGUUUUUUAGCCGUCUAGGACAUCCUGUUUCCAUUACUUCUGAUAACGGAAAGCAAUUCAUUAAGGCAGAGUUCAAGACUUACUGUCAUGAAAAUGAUAUAAAACUAUUCAAUUCAAUACCUUACUGGCCACAACAGAACGGGGAAGUGGAGCGACAGAACCGGGAUAUCCUCAAGCGUCUCAAAAUAUGUCAAGUGGAAAGAAAAAGCUGGAGAGAAGCACUGGUAGAGUACUUGACGAUGUACAAUUCCACCCCACAUAGUGUGACUGGAAAAUCACCGGCAGAGCUAUUUUUUCAAAGGAAGUUUAAGGACAAGAUCCCCAUGAUAGAUUAUGCUGAACAAAAUGUUGAGGAUUUUGACGUAAGGGAUAAAGACAAAGAACAAAAAGAAAAAGGGAGAGAAUAUGCUAAUAAAAAACGAAGAGCACGUGAAGUUGAAUUAGAGAUAGGAGAUAAGUACGUAGAAGUACAGAAUGAUGAAACUGGACAACAGUUGAGACGAAACAUACUGCAUCUAAAGAAAGUAGAGGGGGAAUGGAAAUCGAUGAAUAAAGAAACCGAAGGACAACAUUCAGAAAUUGCAGUAGAAGAGAGUUCUGAAGAGGAUGUGGGAGACGAUAAGACUAAUUACAUAGAAGACCAGAAUUAA